This is a messenger RNA of Salvia hispanica, 2430 nucleotides long. NCBI's taxonomy places the organism in Eukaryota, Viridiplantae, Streptophyta, Magnoliopsida, Lamiales, Lamiaceae. The record is from RefSeq and is a predicted model, not a curated record.
AUGUCUCAAAUAAUCAUUCAGUUCUUUGUUCAUACAUCAAUACUCGUUCUAAUUCUCCAAAGCACUGUAUGUUUGAGCUUACAAAAUGACACAAUUUCAACAGGUGUGAUAAUCAGAGAUCCAGAAACCAUUACAUCAGCAAAGCAGAACUACAUAUUGAGAUUCUUCUCUCCUCCAAACACCACCAACCGCUACGUAGGAAUCUCCUUCUCCUUGUCGGAAGAAACCGUGAUUUGGGUCGCCAACAGAGACACACCCCUUAAAGAUUCUUCCGGCGCCGUUACUCUGUCUAAUGACGGCAAUCUCGUCGUCUUGGACGGGACUAAUCGAACCGUUUGGUCGACCAAUCUCACCACUACCUCUCCCAUCAUUAAUCCGGUCGUCCAAAUCCUGGACACUGACAAUCUCGUCUUGCGGGAAGAGGCCUCUGGAGACACGCUGUGGGAGUCUUUCUCACAUCCUACGGAUGUUCUGAUGCAGGGAAUGGCGUUAAGCCAGAACGUAAAGACUGGGAAGCAGGUCCUGCUGACAGCGUGGAAAAACGCCACCGAUCCUGCCAUAGGGAGCUUCAGGGGAGGCAUAGAAGUCAUGAAUGGAAUCCCACAGCUUGUCACCAGGAACGAGGGGCGGCCGCACUGGAGGAGCGGGCAGUGGAACGGCCUGAUUUUUUUUGGGUUAAAGCUAAUGUUCAGCGCCUUUUUAGAAGGCUUCCAUCAAGUGAAGAAUGACAGUGAUGGGAAUUUCUUCUAUUCGACACCGCCGCUGGAUGUUUUUAUAUCAGUCACAUUGAAUUCUUCGGGUACUGUGACUCGGAAGGUGUGGUAUGGCGUGGCGAAGAGAUGGAACGUGAUAGUGUCAUAUCCUGAAAACGAGUGUGAUCUUUGUUUGAGAGGGUUUGAGCCUGUAAAUGAGGAUGAAUGGGGGAGAGGGAAUUGGACUAAUGGUUGCAGGAGGAGGAACCAAUUGCGAUGUGGAGACGAUGAAUUUGAGAGGGUGCAGUAUAUGAAGGUUCCGGACUUUGCUCAACCCUUUCCUUCUAGGGUUCUAGACGAGUGUCGGACCAGAUGUGUGGGGAACUGCUCAUGCAUAGCUUAUGCUUAUGAUGGUAACAUUGGUUGUAUGUUUUGGAGUGAUACCUUGAUUGACACUCAGGACUUUAUUGAUGUUGGUGUUGAUCUCUACCUUCGUCUCUAUGCUUCUGAACUCGAUAGCCAGAAGGAGAGGAAGUUGUACAUCAUAAUUGGAGUUGCUGUGGGUUUUGUUUGCAUAUCUAUUCUGAUGUUUAUUGCUUGGUGGUUGAUAGUGAAGAGGAAAGGCGGCAAAAGGCAAGAUUCAAAUAUUUUGGAAGCAGGACAGAUGUUCACGACAGAUUCAACUGCAAUCGUACUAAAAAAUGAAUCAAAUGAAAUUAAUAUUGGUGAGUUGCCAAAGUUCACUUUUAAGAUGCUUGCUAAAGCCACCAACCAGUUCCGUGUAACUAAUCUUCUUGGAAGGGGUGGUUUCGGUCCUGUUUACAAGGGAGUUCUGGCAAACGGGAAAGAAAUCGCUGUGAAGAGACUAUCAACAGACUCUGGACAAGGCAUGCAAGAAUUCAUGAAUGAAGUGAUUGUGAUAUCCAAACUCCAACACAAGAAUCUUGUCAAACUUUUGGGAGGUUGUGUUGAGAAAGAAGAGAAGAUUCUAAUAUACGAAUACAUGCCAAACAAAAGCUUGGAUGCUUGUCUCUUUGGUCGUACAAAUCCUACAAAGAAGUUGUUAGAUUGGAAUAUGCGUUCCAGCAUUAUCGAGGGCAUUGGGCGAGGCAUUUUGUACCUUCAUAGAGACUCCAGAUUAAGGAUCAUUCACAGAGAUCUCAAGCCAAGUAAUGUUCUGCUAGACCAAAAUUGGAAUCCAAAAAUCUCAGAUUUUGGGAUGGCAAGAAUAUUCGGAGGCAAUGAAGACCAUGGCAGUACUGCAAGAGUCGUGGGAACAUACGGAUACAUGGCGCCAGAAUACGGAAUGGAAGGCAUAUUUUCUGAAAAAUCUGAUGUAUUCAGCUUCGGAGUGCUGAUUCUGGAGAUUAUAAAAGGAAAAAAGAACACACAUUAUUUCAAUGAUGAAUUGUCCUUGAGUCUCAUAGGAUGUGCAUGGAAAAUGUGGAAUGAGGGUAACGGCUUGAGUUUCGUUGAGGAAAGAAUUGCAAGUAGGGAGACGGAGGAAGAGAUGGUUCGAUGUAUUCAGAUAGGGCUGUUGUGCGUCCAAGAAUCACCGAACGAUAGACCUCUGAUCCAAACAGUUCUAUCGAUGUUGAGUGGAGAAAUUGUGAAGCUGCCAGUGCCCAAACAGCCAGUGUUUGCAGAAAAUGGUUCGAACUCGGGCCCCAAUGGAUCAACACAACAAUAUGUCUUCUCCAAUAACGAGCUCACUCUUAGUGUGCUUGAUGGAAGAUGA